Phoenix dactylifera (date palm) is the source of this 1608-nucleotide messenger RNA. Lineage: Eukaryota; Viridiplantae; Streptophyta; Magnoliopsida; Arecales; Arecaceae. The record is from RefSeq and is a predicted model, not a curated record.
GUACUGAUGAUGAUCUUCCACCAUCACGUCAAAAUAGGAGCGCAAGAGGAGGGCGUGUGACUGGGAAUGGGAGAGUUGCUGUUGGUUUUCUUCCAUACACACCGGUUCAGAAUGAUAUGGAGAGUGAAAUACAUCGACUUGAGCAAGAGGCAUACAGUUCAGUUCUUCGGGCAUUUAAGGCCCAAUCUGAUGCCCUUAAUUGGGAGAAGGAAAGUCUAAUUACCGAACUUAGGAAAGAGUUGAAGUUAUCUGAUGAGGAACAUAGAGAAUUGUUAAGCAGGGUCAAUGCAGAUGACACCAUCUGGAGAAUAAGGCACUGGAGACAGGCAGGUGGGCUCCAAUCUAAUUUACUAAAUAAUGCUCAGCCUGUUCAUGACCCGGCACCGAGUCCUACUGAUUCAGCUUCUCGCAAAAGGCAAAAGACAACGAUACCUUCCCAAUCUUUGGGUGCAUCAUCCCCAGUGCUGCACUCCCAACCAGUUGCUGCUUCCCUGCAGCCAUCAUCAUCAGGUGCAAAGUGGAGAACUACAGCAGGAGCCAAGGGCAAGAAGCCAAAACCCUCCUUGCAGUACCCUUUUACAGGUCCAAGUGGAAGGGGCCAGGUAACAAACAGGAGUUCUUCUGGUGCUCUUGCAACAACUGAACAUGCUGAACCUGCGGCAUAUGAUCCACUGAUUGGGCGGAAGGUCAUGACGAGGUGGCCUGAAGAUAAUAACUUCUAUGAGGCUGUUAUAACAGAUUAUAAUGCUCGUGAGGGUUUACAUGCUCUUGUUUAUGAUAUGAACACAAUGAAUGAAACGUGGGAAUGGGUCAAUGUCAAAGAGAUUCCUCCUGAAUACAUCCGAUGGGAAGGUGAGGAUCCAGGCGUCUCAAAUCGAGUUGGUCGAGGUGAACCCAGCCCAGGAUCUAAGAAGCCUAUGGACCGCAAUGGGUCCAUUCCAGGUGCAGGAAGAGGAAGAGGGUCCUCGAAGAAUUAUUCAGAAGAUUGUUCCUCAGCACAAAAUGGCAUUGGGAAGAAGGCAUUUGAUGACAUAGAAAUACUUCACACACAGACUCUCCUAAAGGAGGUGGAAAGGGUUGUUGGUGCAAGCCACCCAGAUCCUCUUGAAAUUGAAAAGGCAAAGAAAGUGCUGAAAGAGCACGAACAAUCACUAAUUGAUGCGAUUGCAAGGCUUGCUGAUGCAUCUGAUGGUGAAAGUGAGGAGGGCGAGGACCUCACCUGGAAGAUUGAUGGAAAGGGACCGGGCGUGGAAACACAUGCAUCACACUAGGAGCCAGCGUAGAGCAAGUUACGAUGAUGACAAGGUUGGCGAAGCCCAGGGGGGUUCUUAUGGUGAUCGCGUGGCUGGCGAUGGUACGACCUCAGACUCUGAGCAAGAUGGUGAUGGUUGUAACAUGCGGCUCGGCAGCUAAAUUGGCGACAACCCUGAGGCCAUGAAGAGCCCAAGGUGGUACAAGAUGGCCUGCUUUAAGAGUCCCCAAGAACAUCUCCAGGUAGGCUUAUUUUAACUUGCUUCAGACCCUUCCCCCUAAGGGCUCGUUUGGUUCGCGGAAAGCAUUUUCCCUCCUAGAAAUAUGAUUCCUGGAAAGAAGAUUCCUAGGAAGAGA